AUGCAGGAAGUGGUGGAGAAGCUGAGUGAGAAAGGACACGAGGUGGUGGUGCUGGUUCCUGAGGUGAGCUGGCAGAUGGAGACCACGCAGGCCUACAAGGUGGUCACGUACCCGGUGAGCCAGAGCCUGGAAGAGCUGGAUAACUCCUUCCAGGAAUACCUUGCCGUGCACCUGAUGCAGAAGCCUUUCCCCCUCAAUGCCCUGGCCAUGUACAACGCCUCAGUGCAUGUUUUCAGCACCUUCUUUGGGCAGUGCAAGGACCUGUUCCACAGGCAGGAGAUUCUGAGGUUCCUCAACCAAAGCGGCUUUGAUGCCGUCCUGACGGAUCCGGCCUUCAUGUGUGGGGCCAUCCUGGCUCACCAUCUUUCUCUUCCCUUUGUCUUCUUCAUGAGGGGAUUCCCUUGCAACCUGCACUUUUCAGCCCCACAGAGCCCAAGCCCUGUGUCCUACGUCCCGAGACUCUUCAGCUUCAACUCGGACCGCAUGACUUUUUUCCAGAGGGUGGAAAAUGCCCUGAUUUCCCUCCUGGAGCUUGAUUACUGCAACAGGAUGUAUGCAGAAGCGCUUAAGCUUUCCUCUGAAGUUCUUCAGAGAGAUGUAUCCCUGAUGGACCUGGUGAACUCUGCUGCCAUUUGGAUCCUGAGGUUUGACUUUGUGUUCGACUACGUCAGGCCAGUGAUGCCCAACAUGGUCUUUGUGGGGGGGAUCAACUGUGCGAAGAAGAAACCACUGCCUAAG
Zonotrichia albicollis (white-throated sparrow) is the source of this 738-nucleotide messenger RNA. The record is from RefSeq and is a predicted model, not a curated record. Lineage: Eukaryota; Metazoa; Chordata; Aves; Passeriformes; Passerellidae.